Molecule: messenger RNA, 522 nt
Organism: Cladocopium goreaui
Lineage: Eukaryota; Dinophyceae; Suessiales; Symbiodiniaceae
Source: the annotation of a GenBank genome assembly
GCCAAAACAGUGGCCACUGCGGUCGAUAUGCUGGCAGCUGCGCCCAUUCCGCUGUUUGACCCUUUGAGUCGUUUCUAUGGUCAUGGCACCCCUGGGAGCCAUGCCAUUGAGAGACUCUGCGCUCAACUCAAUGACUUUUCUAGCAGAUCAAAGGACCAGGAAUCUGGGCUGGACCUUUUGCAAGCAAGGCUGCAGACGAUGUCUGAGCGAAACAAGGCAGCUCAUCAGUCAUUUGGUGCCCGCGACAUUGCAUGGUCCAGCCAGGAUCACUAUGUCAAGAAGGUGGAAAAACUCAAAGAACAGAUUGCCAAAUCAGGGACUUCGCAUGCCCUUGUCCAGAAGCUCAACAGAAAUGAGCAGAAGAAACAUGACAGCCAGCAGGAGUUUGCUCAUCACACAGGUGAGACAGGUCGACAAGUGAGUGAAGCUCUGGAGAACAGAUGGCAAGAAAUUGGUGAGGUUGUGGCGCAACUUUGUCAGUACUACAUUUCCAUCUUCCAGGCCUGGCGGCAGAGCCCGUGA